This is a messenger RNA of Planococcus citri (citrus mealybug), 1139 nucleotides long. RefSeq lists its product as uncharacterized. The transcript is spliced from 5 exons. The record is from RefSeq and is a predicted model, not a curated record. The coding region runs from base 328 to 744 and encodes 138 amino acids. Lineage: Eukaryota; Metazoa; Arthropoda; Insecta; Hemiptera; Pseudococcidae.
CAGAUGAUACGCUGCCAGGCUGAGUCACUUCUUUUACGGCGUUGGCGCGUCUUCCCAUUCCCAUCCCAUUUAUUUAUGGUGUUUUCAUUCUUCGACUUGUCGGACUCCCUGUAGCUUCACUUCUCCGUUCGGUUGUUGUUCGUUAGACUUGCUUAAUCGUGUAUUGUUGAUCGCAAAAGCUUGACGAGUUUCGCGCCUGUUGUGUUAUAGAGCCUGAACAGUGAAUAUUGUGUAAUUUCAUAGUUUUUCAAUCAUUUUUCUUUUAAUUUUAUAAUUUUUUCAAUCACUUUCGGUUAUUAAGUAAUCCGUAUAAAUCCCAGAUUCGAAAUGGAUUUACCUCACGUUGAUACCUGUUGCUUUGGAUUAUUGCCUUUGAAAACCGGCUCGCUCAUUUGCGGCAUUGUUUCCCUCAUUGUUGAGAGCAGUUUUCAUGGAUAUUCUUCGUUGCACACCGGCAAUGAAACCAUCAAAUUGAUAUACGAGAUUCUAAUUGUAUGCGGUAUAAUAGGAGCGAUUCUUCUUAUUGUUGGAAUAUUGAUGAAUCGAUCAUCUCUUGCCAGAUUGUUCAUUGUGGCAUUUGCGUUACUUAUUAUAUUCACCAUCGUCAUGUGUAUCUGGGUUCUGCUGAGCAAUAGAGGCAGAUUUAUAGAUCGGUCGGAUUAUAUUAUCAAUACGGUGUUAUACGUGUGUAUUAUAGGAUACUGUGUCAUCGUGGUGAACAGUUACUACAAAACAAUGGGUUAAACCAGCUUCACAAAGUGCACAGACUGAAUGCCUAUCUACGUAGGUAUUUAUUACCUAUACAAAAUGAAACAAACUGCAUGUGUGCGAGAGCUUAUUAUCUCAUACUGUACAAGAUACGAAGCACGUAAGAUUCGUGUCAAAUUAUAAAAUUUAUAAUAAUAACUUAAUUUAUAUAGGCACUUACUACGCCAUAAGGUUAUGUUUUUCUUGUUUUCGGUUUUGUUUUCUGCGUGAAAACAGAAGAAAAAUGUUUUUAUGUAAUUUAAGUAUUGUUUACUUAUACUCGUAGGUAAUAUUUAUAAAUUUAUCCAGUCAGCUUUUCUUUUUGUACGUUUUCAUAUUUUCGGUUAAAUAAUUUAAUUUUCAUGAUAAACGAAUAGUUUUUCUUGGUUUUA